Messenger RNA from Gossypium arboreum, 975 nucleotides. Its product is annotated as calmodulin-binding protein 25-like. Bases 335 to 868 code for a protein of 177 amino acids. The transcript has a single exon. The record is from RefSeq and is a predicted model, not a curated record. Lineage: Eukaryota; Viridiplantae; Streptophyta; Magnoliopsida; Malvales; Malvaceae. Gene Ontology annotation, cellular component: nucleus. Gene Ontology annotation, biological process: response to osmotic stress. Gene Ontology annotation, molecular function: calmodulin binding.
AAAGAUAUUGAAUUUCUAAAAAUAAAAAAGUAUAAGGAUUAAAUUUCGAAUUUAUUAAAAGUAAAGGACUUUAGUGCAUAUGUUAACUUUACUAGAUUUCAUGACGACAAGCUGACGCGUGUCCACUCGUCAUCCCUACGCGGUUUCUUCGUCACCUUACCCCACACCACCACGUCUCAUUUAAACGUCCCUUCACUUUCAUCUGUUUGGUAUUUGAGAAAAUACCAGUAACUCAACAGUCCCAUCAAAACAACUGUAAGAUUCUUUUCUUACUACUAUUUUCUUUCUUUCCUUUCAUUUUCCCCAGAAAAUAUAAUUAUCUUUUCGAAACAAGAUGUUGGCAUCGUCAGAAAACCUAGCGACCAUCGAAACGUCGACGUUUCGUUCCCUCUUCGACGAUCCUUGGAUCUCCGAAUCCUUUUCUCGCGACACACAAACUCUGACGAUAGCGUUACAAAAGUCAAUAUCCGAUUCCUUCACCGGCUCCAUCGCUUCGCCGGUGCCUGAAACGGCACCCAAACGGUACCAAACCGCCGGUCGACCGCCUACCGGGAAAGUUUCCAAACGCAAGCCUCGCGCCUCGAAGAAGUCUCGAACUACCUUUAUAGCAGCAGAUCCAGCCAAUUUCAGGCAGAUGGUACAACAGGUAACCGGAAUUGGAUUUGGUGACGGAAAGAUGACGACGGUGAGUCCGAUCCUUAAACCGGAGCCUCAAAGACCCGGCGACCGGUUACCUAACGGUACUGUGCCUGGAUAUUUACCUACGUUGGACACGUCGGCGUCGUUGUUGGAUCAUCACCAGCUGCAUGAGCAGCCAUCUUUUGACACUUUUCCGAAUUUUCCCACAUUAGAAUCCUGGAAAGUUUAGGGUUUUCCUCCACCCCCCCCUUUUUUUUCUCGAGCUGUUUCAAAUAACUUAGAAUGUAAAAAAAUGGUAAUUUACUCUUUAGUUCAUAUAAGUUUUUCAUAGUUAAA